AUGAUUCACUUCGUGGUGAUGCGCGGAUUUUUAAAAUUUGAAUUCCGUGUGCACAGGUACAAGCUGGGCAACUAUCACCGGCCGUCGACUCCCGAAAAGGACGAAGACGAUGACGAGGAAGAUGUCGUCGAGGAGGAGGAGAGAGGAAGAGGGGCAACUGCCUCCGCUAGCGCACCAAGCCCGCGGAGGCGCCGAGAGUCCGGUGGCGGCGGCGGCGGCCAAGCGGCCUCCGUGAAACGGCCCGCGCCGCAAGCAGGAGGGGACACGCCCGGGGGCAAAGCUCGUCGCGUGCAACAGGACGACAAACGUGGAAGUUCAGCAGUGGUCCCGAGAAGGCAGAGUGAGAAGGAAGAAGGUGACAGCGAUUUUGACGCCGACACGGAUGUCGACGCAAACGAUGAAGACUACGACACCGAGGAGGAGAUUCAAAAAGUGAUGCAGCGGCAGCAGAAGCAAGAGACGGAAGCAUCGAAACACGUGGGCUCCGACGCCGAUCCCUUCGUCGGCGAUGCAUCGGGUUUGGAUGACGCGUCGGCGAUUCCUUUGGACCUGCCCGAUCUGCCGGCCUUCUUCACGGGAAAGACGUUCCUGCUGUACGGUGAUUUCCCGGCGGACGAGAGGCGCGCGCUCACCAGGUACAUCGUCGGCCACGACGGGGAUCUCAAGGAGGACUUGGACGAUACUGUGAAGUUUGUAAUCACCAAGUCUGAAUGGAACGACAACUUCGACGAGAUCUGCAGGCAAGCAGAGCGAGAAGUGGCAAUAGUGUGAAUAGCAGUGAUAACCUGUGGCGCUUUGUGCCUCUAGAACACGUCUGAGACGUUCCCUGGCGGCUCAGGUUCUCUCGAAGAAGAAAUGGUAAAAGAUUGCACGUUAGUGAAU
This is a messenger RNA of Rhipicephalus sanguineus (brown dog tick), 882 nucleotides long. Its product is annotated as DNA repair protein XRCC1. The transcript has 5 exons. The record is from RefSeq and is a predicted model, not a curated record. Bases 1 to 771 code for a protein of 256 amino acids. NCBI's taxonomy places the organism in Eukaryota, Metazoa, Arthropoda, Arachnida, Ixodida, Ixodidae.